AUGGAACAUAAUGGCCCAGAUCACGAUAGCAGAUCCAGCAUCGAUACGACCAUCAAUGACACUCAAAAGAGUUUUUUAGAAUUCAGGUCCUACACUCAAUUAAGUGAAAAACUGGCAUCCGACCCUUCAUACGCAACGCCACAACCAGACGAUGAGGGUCCUAAAGGGAUAGCUGCUGCGGUAAUGCAAGGCUCCGAAUCUGUAGUUUCAUGGACAACGUUAACUCACGUGUAUUCCAUCUUAGGUGCCUAUGGAGGGCCUACAUGUUUGUAUCCAACAACCACGUAUUUUUUAAUGGGCACCUCCAAAGGAUGCAUACUCAUUUUCAACUUUAACGAGUAUUUGCAAUCGGUUCUAGUGCCGACAUUGUCCGAGGACCCUUCUGCCCACUCAAUAAGAAGCCCAGUGAAAUCGAUUGUCGUGUGUUCUGAUGGCACCCAUGUAGCCGCCUCGUAUGAGACUGGCAGCAUAUGCAUCUGGAAUUUGAACGUGGGGCAGAGAGUAAAAACCGCUUCCGAACAAACAAGCGGUAUAAUCUCAACGCCUGCCUUACCAGCAAUCCUACAUAUCGACGAACACCUAAACCAGGAAAUCACAGGGUUGGACUUUUUCGGAGCUCGUCAUACUGCCCUGAUAGUUAGUGAUAGAACAGGCAGAGUAUCGCUCUACAACGGUUAUAGAAGAGGAUUUUGGCAGUUAGUCUACAAUUCCAAGAAAAUUUUAGACGUCAAAUCUUUCAAUGAAAGACUAAUAAGGUCGAAACUGUCUCCCGUAAUAACGCAGGAGAAAUUUUCCACGAACUUGUUGAGUGUACUCACAACCACUCAUUUUGCCCUUAUUUCAUUGUCUCCGCAUGUUUCUUUGAUAUUUCAGGAAACUAUCGAACCUUCCAUACAAAAUUCUCUAGUGGUCAACAGUUCGAUUUCGUGGACUCAAAACUGUUCCAGGGUUGCAUAUUCCGUUAAUAAUAGAAUUUCUGUUAUUUCGGUGUCCUUAUCUGACCUCAAUAUUCAAUCUACGAAGCAUUCCUCUGAGUUUGCAGAAUCUAUAUUAUCCAUUCAAUGGAUUGAUCAGUUUCUACUAGGUGUUUUGACCAUAUCUCAUCAGUUUUUAGUAUUAGAUCCACAACGAGAUUUUAAAGUUUUGCUAAGGCUCGAUUUUUUGAUUCACGAUCUAAUGAUUCCACCUAAUAAAUGUUUUAUAAUAAGCAGGAGAACGUUCUACUUGUUAACAAACUACUCAUUUAAAAUAGGCAAAUUUGUGUCCUGGUCGGAUAUCACCCUGAGACAUAUUUUAAAAGGGGAUUAUUUGGGGUCAUUAGAAUUUAUAGAAUAUCUUUUACAGCCUUAUUGUCCAAUGGCCCAUCUCCUGAAAUUAAACAAUGACACGGAAGAAAGAGUUAAACAGCUUAUGGAACCAUUUUAUAACUUGUCUUUGGCCGCCUUAAGAUUCCUUAUAAAAAAAGACGACGCAGACUACGAUAAAGUAUAUCAACUUCUAAUGGUUGUUGUCCGCGUAUUUCAGCGAUUUUCCAAGAGAUUGGAUUCAAUUCCUUCUUUGGAUGUCUUCUUGGAGCAAGGCCUGGAAUUUUUCGAAUCCAAGGACGAUGCGGUAUAUUUUGAGGUCGUGGCAAACAUUGUUGCACAGGGGUCUGUUACGGCAAUUUCCCCGGCUCUCUUUAAGUCCAUCAUUGAUUACUAUGCAAAGGAGGAAAAUCUAAAAGUUAUUGAAGACUUGAUUAUUAUGCUAGAUCCCGCUACACUGGAUGUUGAUCUUGCUGUCAAAUUGUGCCAAAAUUAUAAUUUGUUUGAUUUAUUAAUAUACAUUUGGAAUAAGAUUUUUGAUGAUUAUCAAACCCCACUGGUGGACCUGAUAUACAGAAUUUCCAACCAAAGUGAAAAAUGUGUCAUCUUCAAGGGCCCCCAAGCACCUCCUGCAACGACUAUAUUCGAUUACCUAACGUAUAUUCUCACCGGUAGGCAAUAUCCACAGAACCUUGGUAUAUCUCCCAGUAUUAAGUGCGCCGAAAUACAAGGAAAACUAACCACCUUUAUUUUUAGCGGCUACUCAAUAAAGUGGCCAUUGGACAGCAAACAGAAACUUUACAUAUGUAAAAAUCCGAAGGAAGAACCUGCAUUCCCCUACUUUAAUCUUUUAUUGAAAUCUGACCCCAACAGGUUUUUAGCAAUGCUUAAUGAAGUGUUUGAAGCGUCCUUGUUCAACGAUGAUAAUGAUAUGAUAACAUUAAUUGGAGAAUCCGAGUCUGUCAGUCGGCAGUAUGUCAUCGACUUGCUGUUGGACGUUAUGAAAACCACGGAACAUUGUGAUGAAGUUAGAGCUCUUGUUGCGAUUUUUAUCGCAACCAGUAUAUCAAAAUAUCCUCAGUUCAUUAAGGUAUCCAAUCAAGCAUUAGAUGGUGUCGUAAACACUAUAUGUUCCUCCAAGGUUGGCGGUAUAUUUGAAAUAUCUCAAAUAGCUCUAGAGUCACUUCUGCCUUUUUACCAUUCAAAAACUACUGAAAAUUUUAUACUAGAAUUGAGAGAAAAAAAGUUCAAUAAAGUCCUUUUUAAUCUUUAUAAAAGUGAGAAUAAAUAUUCCAAUGCGCUUUCGCUCCUUUUACAAACUGAAGAUGUCGAGAAAGAAUAUAAUACCGAUAUUGUAUCCAUUACCGAAUACAUUUUCAAGAAAUGUCCGCCUGGAAGUUUAGAAUAUGGCAAAGUUGAGGGAGUCAUCAAAAACAACUUCGAACUUCUGCUCUCAAGGAUUGGUAUUGAGAAAUGUGUGACAAUAUUCUCUAGUUUUGACUAUAGUCUUCAUCGAGAAAUUUUGAAAGUAAAUACUGAAGAGACUCAGCAAAUAUACUUAGAUAAGCUGUUUUCAAUGUCAACUUUCGGUAGUAAAGUAGAUAAACGUUUGAGGAACUUAUACAUCGAGUUGAAUAGUAAAUACAAGAGUGAAAAGGAAAUGAUUUUGUGGCUAAACGGCGUAGAUCUCAGUAAUGCUGAAAGCUUACAUAUUCUGGACCUGAUAAAUCAAAAUUCUAAUUUUGAAGCUGCGGCCGUAAUUCACGAACGUUUACAAAACUUUAACUUAGCAGUGAAGGAUCUAUUAAGCUCCAUUGAACGAUGUUUAAAUGAAGGUGAAACAAACAUAAAUAUCCUAUCGGAUUGUUUGAAGAGGGCUAUUGAUGACUGUAAUUCUGCUGGUGUUGAGAAGAAAUCGUGUUGGAUAUUUUUUAUUACUUUUCUAAUUACAUUAUAUGGGAACUAUUCCACACACAACGAGAAGAAAGAUCUGUGUAAUAAUUUGCUGCAAGAGGCAUUUCUAGGCUUAGUUAGGUCCAAAAGUUCUACUCAGAAGGAUGCAGGUGGGGAAUUCUGGGAGAUAAUGUCCUCCGUUCUUGAACACCAAGACGUCAUUCUGAUGAAAGUUCAAGAUCUAAAGCAACUAUUGUUGAAUGUCUUUACUACUUAUGAACUGGAGAGAUCCCUUUCUGGACUGAUUCAGAAGAUAAUAGAGGAUUCCUCGCAAGAUCUUGUUCAACUGUAUAGGAAAUUUCUGAAUGAAGGAUGGGCCAUACAUACGGACGACUGCGAAGUCUGCGGGAAAAAAAUAUGGGGCGCCGGCUUGGACCCUUUACUUUUUUUGGUUUGGGAAAAUGUUCAGCGUCAGCAGGAUACGAUUAGCAUGGAUCUUGAAAUGCCCCUAGUCAUAUUUAAGUGUCAUCAUGGUUUCCACCAAACUUGUCUCGAAAACCUAGCCCAAAAGCCCAAUGAAUAUUCUUGUUUAAUUUGUCCAGCCAAAUCAGACCAAAGUAAGCAUAUUUAA
This is a messenger RNA of Saccharomyces kudriavzevii IFO 1802, 3828 nucleotides long. RefSeq names its product CORVET complex membrane-binding subunit VPS8 (gene VPS8). Gene Ontology annotation, biological process: endosomal vesicle fusion; vesicle-mediated transport; protein targeting to vacuole. Gene Ontology annotation, molecular function: protein binding. The record is from RefSeq and is a predicted model, not a curated record. The coding region runs from base 1 to 3828 and encodes 1275 amino acids. Gene Ontology annotation, cellular component: HOPS complex; late endosome. The transcript has a single exon. NCBI's taxonomy places the organism in Eukaryota, Fungi, Ascomycota, Saccharomycetes, Saccharomycetales, Saccharomycetaceae.